Drosophila innubila is the source of this 2583-nucleotide messenger RNA. Its product is annotated as gamma-aminobutyric acid receptor alpha-like. NCBI's taxonomy places the organism in Eukaryota, Metazoa, Arthropoda, Insecta, Diptera, Drosophilidae. Gene Ontology annotation, biological process: chemical synaptic transmission; signal transduction; nervous system process. The transcript has 5 exons. Gene Ontology annotation, cellular component: synapse; neuron projection; membrane. Bases 1 to 2001 code for a protein of 666 amino acids. Gene Ontology annotation, molecular function: transmembrane signaling receptor activity; neurotransmitter receptor activity; extracellular ligand-gated monoatomic ion channel activity. The record is from RefSeq and is a predicted model, not a curated record.
AUGUCCUGGCUGUGGCAAGGACAACGUUUAAGCUUGCGCAUAUUUAAAGUUUUGAUUAGCUGCUGGCUUCUAAUGUGCUGCAUUUACACAAAUGCCUGGCAAGCGUCCAUCGGUCUCCAUCUUGGCGUCAUGGCCGGCAGCAUUAAGGGACGCGGCGACACACAUCGUCUGGGCGAGAUGGGCGCCGGAUCACUGACUCGUUCCUGGCUAACGCAAAGUAAUAAUCAUGCCAACAUCUCCGAGCUGUUGGACAAUUUGUUGCGAGGCUAUGAUAAUAGCAUUCGACCUGAUUUCGGUGGACCUCCCGCCACCAUUGAGGUGGACAUAAUGGUGCGUAGCAUGGGCCCAAUAUCAGAGGUCGAUAUGACAUACUCGAUGGACUGUUACUUUCGCCAAUCCUGGGUGGAUAAACGUCUCGCCUUCGAGGGUGCCCAGGAUACGUUGGCACUGUCAGUGUCAAUGUUGGCGCGCAUUUGGAAGCCGGAUACAUAUUUUUACAAUGGCAAACAGAGCUAUUUGCACACGAUUACCACUCCGAAUAAGUUUGUGCGCAUCCAUCAAAACGGACGUAUUCUGUACUCCAGCCGUCUGACAAUCAAAGCCGGCUGCCCCAUGAAUCUCGCGGAUUUUCCCAUGGACAUACAGAAAUGCCCGCUGAAAUUUGGAUCAUUUGGCUACACCACGUCGGAUGUCAUUUAUCGUUGGAACAAAGAGCGUCCUGCAGUUGCCAUUGCGGAGGAUAUGAAAUUGUCACAAUUCGAUUUGGUCGAUUGUCCGGCGGGUAAUAUAACGGACAUUGUUUACAAGGCAGCCGCACCCAUGCCACAAAGCUACAACAACAAGGACACACUGCCACACAAACAGUCGCCCAACAACAACAACAAGGCAAUGACCACGUUUGCUGGUCCUGGUGCCAAAAAUCAACAUGUACGCGGCACGGGCUUAAAGCUGGACAAAGGUGCCUUCGGUUCCGGAAGGGGCGUGGCUGGGGGCGGUGGCCUUGUCACGAAUUUGGCGGGAAGCAUUACGCUGGAAACGCAUCAUCCAUCGGAGUACUCCAUGCUGAUGGUUAACUUCCAUCUGCAGCGUCACAUGGGCAACUUCCUGAUCCAGGUCUAUGGACCCUGCUGUCUGCUUGUGGUGCUCAGCUGGGUGUCCUUCUGGCUGAAUCGUGAGGCGACCGCAGAUCGUGUUUCUCUGGGCAUUACCACGGUGCUGACCAUGACAUUUUUGGGCUUGGAGGCACGCACCGAUCUGCCAAAGGUGCCGUAUCCCACCGCCUUGGACUUCUUUGUCUUUCUCUCUUUUGGCUUCAUCUUUGCCACGAUUCUUCAGUUCGCUGUGGUGCAUUACUUUACCAAAUAUGGCUCCGGCGAGUGUUACUUUAUCAUCGAGGAGCUGGAAUCGGAUUCGGCGGAGUCCGAAACGGAUGUGGAUGCCAGCGGACAGUCGGACUUUCGCAGCAGCAGUGAGUCCAGGAUCUACGAAGUUAUUCCCCUGUCCAUGUGCGCUAUUAAUAUGCCUGCCUCGGGACACAGUCGCCUGGGUAUGCUGGGAUCACGACGCAGCACACGAAAUAGACGUCAUGGUUUGUCCAGGUUCAGUUUCUGGCGCUGCUUGGACUGGUUCAGCUGGCGUCGUCAACGCCGUCCGGCUCGCAAGGCCACCUGCUCCGAUGAGGAUGAAGAGGACGACGAGCAGACGCAACUGCGCGCUGAUGACAUACCCUGUACCUCGGCAGCAGCUGCGGCGGCGGCAGCGGCUGCCCAGAGAUCUCCUCCUCCUGUUGUGGGACGUCGUCGCAUGUCCUUCUAUAGACGCGAGGAGCUGGAGGCGCGUCGCAAGGGCAAAAGGACGCCGCAAUACAAUUCGGUAUCGAAAAUUGAUCGUGCCUCGCGUAUUGUGUUCCCAUUGCUGUUCUUCCUGAUCAAUGUGUUCUACUGGUAUGGCUAUCUGUCCCGAAGCUCACGCAUUUUGGCCAAUACGCCGACGAGCACCUGAUGUUACCUUUUAGCAAUUUAGACACAGUCCUUAAAGAAACCAAAGGCGUUCCUCAAGGAAGAGCAGCGACUAGGAAGAAUGUGUUCGACAAGAAAAAAUUGAUAAAAGAAAAGGUAUAAAAUUGUAAAAGAAAACAAAAAAUGUUAAAUGAAAAAUUUUGGCUUCAGUUAUUUGCUCUUAACCUGAUUUGCUAACAACUAACGAACGCUUCGUGGGAUUUCUUUACGCGCUAAAUUGCUAAACAUAAACAGGCUAAAUAAACAUAUCACAGGACUACAAAAUGUGCAUAAAUAUAUGUACUUAUAUCUAUAUAUUAUUUGUACAGUUAGCCUAUAAGUUGCCACAUCUCUUGAGCUUUUAAAUGUUAAGUUAUAAAUCUACUGCUAAAAAUACUAUAUAUGCUAUUUCUAAUAAGUUCUUGUUUGAAAUCUUGUUCCGGUUCUGUUUUUUGCCUAAGAGCUUUUUGAGGGAUCACAUAAAAUAUGAAAUUGUUAAGAAUUUGCUGUCAGUACCUCGUUUACUGGCAAGCAGAUAAAGAAAGUUAUAUACGAGUAAUAAAAGAGAGAAUUAAUUAUCAAUAAA